AUGUCCAUCCACCAGAAAGAUGAUCCAUAUAAAUCCUCAACAUUUGGUAAAUCAUUAUCAUUGAAGGUAGAUGGUGGAUUCAACGCCAUUUCUAUAAACCCUUCAGCAAGAGAUGUUGUACUAGCAAGCCGGCAAGGUCUUUAUAUUAUCGAUCUUGAUGACCCGUUCUCCCCACCUAGAUGGCUGCAUCACGAAACACCAUGGCAGGUGGCUGAUGUUCAAUGGUCACCACAUCCAGCUAAACCUUACUGGAUUGUAUCCACUUCAAAUCAGAAGGCUAUUAUAUGGAAUUUAACGAGGUCAUCCUCUAAUGCAAUUGAAUAUGCACUGCAUGGACAUACGAGGGCCAUUACAGAUAUUAAUUUUAAUCCACAACAACCAGAUAUUUUAGCUACUUGUUCUGUAGAUACAUAUGUCCAUGCGUGGGAUUUGAGAAGUCCAAAACGACCAUUUUAUUCAACGAGCCCGUGGAGGUCAAGUGCAUCCCAAGUGAAAUGGAAUUUUAGGGAUUCGAAUAUUCUAGCAUCUUCUCAUGAUAAUGAUGUCUUCAUUUGGGAUCUUCGGAAUGGUUCAACACCUUUGUCGAAAUUAGAAGGUCAUCAGAGUAGUGUUAAUAGUAUAGAUUUUAAUAGAACUGGUGGGUCUGAAAUUAUGUCAAGCUCAAACGAUGGUACAGUUAAAUUUUGGAAUUACCAGAGUGGAGGGAGUACUGAAUCAACAAGAACGGUUAGGACCGAAUUUCCGAUUUGGAGGGGCAGGUACCUUCCUUUUGGUAAUGGAUACUGUGUCAUGCCUAUGGUUGGUGGUGAAAAUUCUGUAUAUAUGAUGAGCCUAGACCAAUCUGAAGAUGAUCUAAGUGAAACUAAAACAGAUAAAAAUGCUAUUAAUUCUACAAAAUUACAACCUAUAUAUACAUUUAAGGGUCAUUCUGAUAGAGUUAUUGAUUUUCUGUGGAGGUCAAGGCAUACAUAUGAUACUAUGAUUGAUGAUAGAGAAUUUGAAUUGGUAACUUGGUCAAAAGAUUGUAGUCUAAGAUUGUGGCCAAUAGCAGAUAUACUCUACAACAAAGUGAAUUUUGAAAGAAACAAGAGAUUAAAAGAAAAACUUCCUAAUUAUGAAUAUAUAACAUACAAUCGAGAAGUUCAUGAUACCAUGAAUUUUAAUGACAACGAAUAUAAGAGGAUUAAAGAAACAUUCGUUACAACAUCCGGAUUGACAAAUAUGAAUAACGUUGACCAUUUGAACUGGCUUUCGGGUGUUCGAAUGAACGAUCAAAAUACACCUGACGAUUUGUUUGAACAACCAAAAUUGCAUAAUUUAGGAGAGGAGGUUAGUGCCAUUGGUCAAAAAUUUCCCAAAGUUGUCUUUGAAAAGAUAUCUGUCUCUACUGGUGAAAUAUUAUUAACUAUGAACGGCCCUUGGUCGGAUAGUAACCCUGAUGAAUAUAUAUUUUUGAGAAUUGAAAUUAAUGUACCAUCAUAUUAUCCACAUAGAGGGAAUGCUCCUGUAUUUAAAAUUGAGGAAAAUGGCAAUCUGACGGAUGUUAAAAAACAGGAAAUAUUGGCCAAAUUAAAUGAAAUUGGAAAAGUAUAUACAGAUUCUGAUUUGUAUUGUUUGGAGCAAUGUCUUCAUUAUUUGCUUGGGGAGAAAGUUUCCAUGGAUUUGGAUGACAAUAUUGAUGAACCACUAUUUUACCUUGAUGUGGCAAAUAGCGUCAACUUUGAUGAAUUUUCGACUAUGUCUGAGUCAAUUGAGUCAGUAAAAUCAACUGAAUCAUCUUCUGAUUCUGGAAAUAAUAUUUUUACAAACCCAUUUGAUCAGAAUCCUGAAACCAGGAAUACUUUUGGAAGAAAUCUUGCAUUCGAUACAACACCUGUUCCCAACGAAUGUGGGGCAAUAUGGACCCCAACUGGUAAAUUAUUAUGUUUCUUUUCGACUGAAAGUAAACCUGAGAGGAAACAGCGUAAUGUUCUAAAACUAACUAGAGAUAAUUUAAUGAUAAAAGAUGAAUCAAAACCGAUUACUAAAUCUUUAUAUGACGACAAUAAUAUAAGUGAAAAAGGUAUAGCGAACAGUCGACCAAAACGAUAUGUAGAUACAUUUUCAGCAAACGAUGCAAAAUCACGCGCAACAGAUGUGACCUCUGAUGGAGAGUCUACAUCAGAUGAUAGUUUCGGCAGUUUUGUAGAUGACUGGAAUGAUAUUGUAGGUAAUGAUAUUGUUGUAAGAACUAGAAUUCCUACCUUGUUGGGGAAUUUUGCAAAGUCUUUUGGGUCUGUUCACUCAGAGAGUUUAAAGACAGGAGAUUCCAGCAGAACCACAAAAAAUAUUAUUAUUACGAAAGAUUUUUAUUCGCUUUUCCAAGAAGAUAUAAGAUUGGCUUUAAAAUAUGAAAUAAUGAAUGAACAUCCAGAUGAAAUGGCCAGACAUAAUGCAUUAAUAGCAGAAAGGUAUGGAUACGAAGAAAUAAGUCAUUGUUGGCAGAUUUUAUCAGAUCUCCUAUUAGCAGAGAGAGAACAAAGUUUUACAUCAUUUACGUGGAAUAAUAAUCCAUUAGGUAUCAAGUGGUUCAUUAAGGAAGCAAUCAAAUACUUUGAGAAGGAGAGUAACAUUCAAAUGUUGGCUAUGUUAUGUUGCGUAGCUGCAAAUCUUUUCAUCUCAAAAACGAACUCUGCAGAUAUUUAUAAUGUGCAAGAAAGUUAUGAGAGUAUGGUAACAUAUGAUUUAGAUGGAGAACAUGAUAUAUGGCCUAACGAAGUUCAUUCUCAAUUUUCCGCCGGGAAUACAAUCCAAUCUCAAAAUGAUUCAUUUGCUAGAUCCAAAUUAUUAUAUUCGUACGAUAAUUAUUCUGUGCAAUCAGAAGAGAUGGCAGGGAAUGUUUAUCAAACAACCGUAGGUAGAACUAUGAAUUCGAGGCAUGUUUUGCCUCCUAAACGAAAUUCUAAUAUUGGAUUACAAACACCUACCUCUCAUCGCGCUAAAGUUGCACAUGUAAGUGUAGAGUUGAUUGAAGAUGUUGUUCUGAAAUCUUUCAAGAACCCAGUUGGGAAUAUUCUAGACUCCUCGGAUAUCAAGAAGUGUCAACUUUAUAUCUAUCAGUAUGCCAAGCUUUUGUUUCGAUGGGGACUACCAUAUAAGAGAGUAGAAUUACUGAAAAUCAGUAUUCAGGCAAUCGCCGAACAUUUGCACGAGAAUAGUUUCGACCUUGAGGAUUUGAACCGCGUAAAUAAUAACACUAUAGAGAUUAACUGGGUAUCUACCUAUGCAGAUGAUAAAGCAGUCAGUAAUUGCAACUAUUGUAAUUUAAAGAUCAAGGGUAGCAUGUAUGUAUGUGGUGGUUGCCAGCAUGUCCUUCAUGCAGAUUGUGCCAAGGAAUGGUGGGCGAUAGGGAACGAAUGUCCUUCAGGUUGUGGUUGUCACUGCCCUGAUAGGUAUAACCUGUGCUCUUGA
Molecule: messenger RNA, 3450 nt
Organism: Maudiozyma barnettii
Lineage: Eukaryota; Fungi; Ascomycota; Saccharomycetes; Saccharomycetales; Saccharomycetaceae
Gene: MTC5
Product: Mtc5p
Exons: 1
Coding region: 1-3450 (1149 amino acids)
Molecular function (GO): protein binding
Source: RefSeq, a predicted model, not a curated record